Molecule: messenger RNA, 1542 nt
Organism: Sinocyclocheilus anshuiensis
Lineage: Eukaryota; Metazoa; Chordata; Actinopteri; Cypriniformes; Cyprinidae
Gene: pax5
Product: paired box 5
Exons: 11
Coding region: 1-1203 (400 amino acids)
Biological process (GO): anatomical structure development; regulation of transcription by RNA polymerase II
Molecular function (GO): RNA polymerase II cis-regulatory region sequence-specific DNA binding; DNA-binding transcription factor activity, RNA polymerase II-specific
Source: RefSeq, a predicted model, not a curated record
AUGGACUUGGACCAAAAGGGUCCAUCUCUGCGCAUCGGACGGUCGGGGCAUGGAGGGGUGAAUCAGCUGGGUGGGGUGUUUGUAAACGGGCGGCCCUUGCCUGAUGUGGUGAGGCAGAGGAUAGUAGAGUUGGCCCAUCAGGGCGUACGUCCGUGUGACAUCUCCCGCCAGCUCCGGGUCAGCCACGGCUGCGUCAGCAAGAUACUGGGCAGGUAUUAUGAGACGGGCAGCAUCAGACCAGGGGUGAUCGGAGGCUCCAAACCAAAGGUUGCUACACCCAAAGUCGUCGACAAAAUCGCUGAUUACAAACGCCAAAACCCCACCAUGUUUGCCUGGGAGAUCCGAGACAGACUGCUGGCAGAGAGAGUGUGUGACAAUGACAGCGUGCCCAGCGUCAGCUCAAUCAACAGAAACACAUAUUCAUUCAUUCGCACUAAAGUCCAGCAACCACCUGGCCAAUCAGGAGCUGUCUCUGCCCAUAACUUAGCCUCUACAGUGGCAGUGACCCAGGUAUCUGCUGUAACCAGUGAUGCUGCAGGCUCCUCCUACUCCAUCAGUGGAAUUCUGGGAAUUAGCUCACCCGCCGACGCAAACAAACGAAAGAGAGAUGAAAUUCUACAGGAUUCUCCUUUGGCGAAUGGCCACGCCCACUCAGGGCGGGACUUCCUGCGGAAGCAGAUGCGAGGAGAGCUCUUUACACCGCAGCAGCUCGAGACAUCUGAUUACUCGGCUAUGGCGUCUUUGGCUGGCGGACUGGAGGAGAUGAAGAACAGCUUGGCCAAUCAGACGGGAGCAGAACUGGGUUCCACUGUUGCAGGGCCUCAAUCGUAUCCACUUGUGUCUGGUCGCGACCUGGCCAGCACCACGCUCCCUGGUUACCCUCCUCAUGUUCCUCCAACUGGGCAGGGUAGUUACUCCACACCCUCCCUCACAGGGAUGGUACCUGGAGGAGAUUUUUCUGGCAGUCCUUAUUCCCAUCCGCAGUAUUCAACAUACAACGAGUCUUGGAGAUUUGCAAACCCCAGUCUACUAGUGUUCCAGCAGGAGUACGGUUCUUUACUGGGCUCGGAGAGAGCAGCUUCAUCGGGUCUAUUCCCUGGCCAAACCCCACAACCUACAGGAUCUCCAUACUACUAUAGCGCAGCCACACGGGGAGCAGGAACGGCUGCCACAGCAACUGCCACUGCCUAUGACCGCCACUGACCAGCCGGACAGAGGAGAGGAGGAAUGGUGGAGGAGUGGGCCAAACAAAAAGAAAAGAGGAGUGAGAACGGAUUGAUAGCAGCCACACAAGACUGUCUACACUUAGAAGCAAAGAAAUGAAGGAGGAGCAGGAAGGAGGAAGGAGAAAGAAGAAAGAAAGAAGAGGUGACAAUGUUUUCCUGCCGAUUACAAUCAAUGGUCCAAUCAGUAUUUUCAACUGAUGUUUCUAAUUUCUGUUGAUUAGUGGAAAGUAUACACCCAUUCACCUGUAUUCCUGUGGUCUCAGCUCACACUAAAUCUGUUAUUGCUUUGAUUUAUCUUCUGUCAUUAAAGCCUUGC